ACGAAAAGGGUAUAAAUAAGGGACUGCCAUCGCAUGGACACAACUUUGCCAUUCAUUGACUGGACAACACGUGUAUAGCUACUUGUAUCAGACACAAUGACUUCGACACUUUUUGUCCUCUUUGCACUUGCUGUCGCGGCUUCCGCAACAGUAGAGGUGAACCAUAUAGUACAGACGGACGACGCAGGCCAUAAGAUACAAAUGGACAUUAUUCGCGACGAGGACGCUAAACUCGUCUUGUCUAUCAUUGGAGACGUCUCCCGAUACAGGGGAUCGAUACAGACUGUCAACUUUCAUGACUACAACGUGGGCUAUGGUGUUCUCAAGGAUAUCAACAGGAAAAUUUGUAUUCUAACGCGACCGUUGGUUCCGAUGCAGCCGUCAUGGAAAUACGAACAGGGCACAACCGACGAAGUUCAUUUCCACAACAUGCACUUCAAUCGCACAAAGAUGUCAAAUGAAGAAGUUUUGGAACUUGCUGGAUCAAACAUAGCCACUUUCUGCCACGACUAUAAUACUUAUUAUGCAGAGGCCACGCCAGGCGACAGGAGAGAUAUGAUAGGGGAACUGGGAAUGGAAGGAAGGAGACAAGCAAUGUGGUGUUUCAUCUCACUCUGUGGCUCUAUUGAAGGUGCGUACGCACAAUUAGAGUAAAUAAAAGAAGAAGAAGAUCAGGACCAAUGUGGGAAAGGGCAGUGCAAAUGAGAAAACUCGUAUUAACAAUAUAUGUACAAUUGUAAACAGUACUAACAUGUUUGUCGUUCAAAUAAUUAUAAUAACGUUUAAGUAAUGUUUCUAUAUUUCAUGUAACAUCUGGAAAAAACGUGUCUAAUUGUAGAAUGUAUUGUGACGUAUUGUAAGGCUUUUGUAUAGAAAACAUGAUACCUUGCGAACAAAUAUUAAUGUUAUCGGCUACAAGAUAUUCCAUAAGUUUCAGAAAUGCGGGUGACACAAACAACAUCCGGGUUAUAUACGUUUUUCGUAAGACAUUCUAAAGGAAAAUGAAAUUUUUCUUCAAGAUUAUUAAAACAGAGUUGGAAUUUUCUUUCAUUUCUCGGGUUGUAUGCGGUUUAUUUUGAACAUUAUUUAAUUAAAAUUGGCAAUUUAAAAUAGCAAAUGAGAAUUCUCUGGACGUGUCUCUUAACUCUUUAUGCCAUUUUUGCGUAAAUUUAUCUCUCUUUGUUUGAAUAAGGUUAAUAAUAUUAAAUCUUUUAAUUUUUAACACCUUGAAUUAGCUAAACUCAUAGAUCAUUAUAAAAUGUGUUUUAUUUUAAAUGCCUAAUGUGUGUCCUUAAUCAUUUUGUAAGAUGCUGACUCUCCUUUUAUUCUAACAGAAUAUAUUCAAUAAAAAAAUAACCCAAUA
This is a messenger RNA of Mya arenaria, 1363 nucleotides long. RefSeq lists its product as uncharacterized. The transcript has 7 exons. Bases 97 to 654 code for a protein of 185 amino acids. The record is from RefSeq and is a predicted model, not a curated record. Lineage: Eukaryota; Metazoa; Mollusca; Bivalvia; Myida; Myidae.